This is a messenger RNA of Papilio xuthus (Asian swallowtail), 500 nucleotides long. RefSeq names its product ATP synthase subunit g, mitochondrial. The transcript has 4 exons. Gene Ontology annotation, molecular function: proton transmembrane transporter activity. The coding region runs from base 51 to 443 and encodes 130 amino acids. NCBI's taxonomy places the organism in Eukaryota, Metazoa, Arthropoda, Insecta, Lepidoptera, Papilionidae. The record is from RefSeq and is a predicted model, not a curated record. Gene Ontology annotation, biological process: proton motive force-driven ATP synthesis.
UGUGACCAUUCCUUAUUCUGUAAAGAGUAUAAAAUAUAAUAUUAUAGAAAAUGAAUAUUUCAAAAGUGACAAAUAGUCUAAAGCGCGUUAGAUUAUUGCAAACGAUCGCUGGGACAUAUGAGUUAACUCUGAACAAGAAUAAAGGCAGAUUGUCGAAGAUAAUUUUAGAGAAAUCAAAUCGGGUGAUGCAGUCAGACUUGGCAGAUAAAAUAAGAAUUGCUAGGCGCUAUUUUACAUUAGAAAUGAGUCCGCCAUCGAGCUACGAGUUAAAGACUUUGCAAGAGGACAUAAAUUUAGUACGGGAGUUUAUUCAAAAUAAAUGCUUCAAAUAUUUGACCGUUAAGCAAGCUUUCCUUAUAUUUUUGGUGUGCACCGAAGUGGGCUUAUGGUUUUUCAUGGGAGAAACCAUCGGAAAAAUGCAUUUUGUUGGUUACAAAGUGUAACACUGUCUUUAAAACUAAUGCAAUGAUACUUGAAUAAUAAAAUUAUAUCUUAUAAUU